CGUGCUGCAGUAUGUUUAAUGAUGUUAAUGCUAUUACAUCAUUACAUAGCUUCAUCUUUCUGCGAGAUGGAAAAUGUUAGUUGAACAUGACGAUCUUGCAUUCAAAAAUGGUAUAUUUUUCACCAAAGUUAAAUUUAGUUUAACAACUGUCUAACCAAAGCUUUGGUUAGCGUUCAACAAAACGACGGAGAUACACAUGUUUAUCGUUACUUAAUUAUGCUUUUCUUUUUCACAGGUGUUUUUAUGUUAAUGGCUGUAGGAUUAAUGUCCAUUUGUACAGGAGUCUUAUCACAUGUAUGGGAGCCAUACAUGUUAAUUUUCAAAUGGAAAUUAAUAUUCGAGCAUGGAGGAGAAAUAUUUGAACUUUGGCGAACACCACCGGUUGACCUUUACAUAAAAAUAUAUUUAUUCAACGUAACAAACGCAGCGCAAUAUCUUAAAGGAGAAGCUGAAAAAAUGUCUUUCGAAGAAGUGGGACCAUACGUUUACAGAGAACUUCUAUCACAUGAGAAUAUAACGUUUUACGACAACGGUACUCUUUACACCAGACCCAGCCAUCCUCUUGUGUUCCAAGAACAUUUAUCGGAAGGCCAUAAAGAAGAAGACCUUUUUUACUUACCAAACAUCGCGUUACUGAGUAUUGCACAUGUUGCUUCCAAACAUAAUUAUCUGAUUCGAUUACCUUUGAACUUGCUUAUAAGGCAAACAAAAAAUUUACCGCUAGAGAAACAAACAGCUAGGCAAUUUAUGUUUGGAUAUGAAACUACUCUAACAACACUUGGAAAUACCUUCCUUCCCAACUGGAUAUCUUUUAAUAAAGUUGGACUGAUAGACAGGGUUUGUAUAAAUCUGCCAAUCCCUUUGUAGGU
Molecule: messenger RNA, 869 nt
Organism: Ochlerotatus camptorhynchus
Lineage: Eukaryota; Metazoa; Arthropoda; Insecta; Diptera; Culicidae
Product: lysosome membrane protein 2-like
Exons: 4
Coding region: 217-867 (216 amino acids)
Cellular component (GO): cytoplasm; membrane
Molecular function (GO): scavenger receptor activity
Source: RefSeq, a predicted model, not a curated record